UUGAACCUUGAACCUUGGGGUGUGAGAGUGUAAUGGUUCAUUUAAUGGAUAAAAUCCUCCUCAGCCUAUGAGCAGACUAUCUUCUGCAGGUCUAGUAUCUUGAUAUUACUAGGACCCUCUUUAGGAAUAUUUUGUUUAUGUUGUUUUAGUUAUAAUUUACUGAGUUUAAUUAAUAUGAUGUCUGCAGAAGGAAAAAUGCUUUCUGGCGCUUUGCUGAUGCUGUCAUAUUUCACAAUAACUCACCUUGGAUUAUUUUUAUUGACAUAACUGAUUUUUUUAAGGUUUUGCCAGAAAGAAAAUGUACAUGGCUUGUUUCUAUUUUCUCCACUUCCUCUUUGCAAAUGUGUAUUUGUUUGAGGUUCUGCUGCCCCUCUAUGGCGGGAAACACAACCUGCACCGUUCCCUUGGUUUUCCGUAACCAUGACAACUACCAGAAACAGUGUUGUUCGUACUUCGUUAACAGUACGAACAGGUCUACUCAAGCUCCAGGUAGACAAGUCAUUUAUUUCUUUAUGGCUUAAUAUCUUUUUCAACGUAAUGGACAUAUCAGUGAUUCUUCCCGUUGAAGCGGAAGGCUUUAUCCAGAGUCUGGAAACUUUCUCCCUCAAGGAAGUGGGCUCAGAGAGAUGGUUCAAGCAGCAUGAUUAUAUUGAGAAACUUAACAUGCAGGCAAUACUGAAUGCCUCUGCCAUGCACGAUGAGUUUGUCAAGGACCUUCUGGUUUCAUUUGGAAAGAUACACAUCCUGGUCCAUGAGAUGAUCCUUAUCGAGGUGUGGAAGCAAAAAGUGUUUCCCAUCUUAUGCCAGCUGGAGGAUUUCAAUCCAGAGAAGACUUUUCAUCUUUACAUGGUGAUCCACCAUGAAGCCACCAUCAUAAAUCUACUUGAAACCAUAAUGUUUCACAAGGAUUCAUGUGAUGCAGCAGAUGACUCUCUUCUUGACUUGGUGGAUUACUGCCAUCGAAAACUCACCCUGCUGGCGAGUGAAGCGAUAAGGGAUGUUGCUGUGACCUAUGACCGACACAAACAGAUAUCCUCUCUAGAGGAGCUGCAGGUGCAGAGUGAAGCUUUGGAGUUUGAAAUCUCCCUGAAAGCCGUGUCAGUGGUGCGCUACAUUACAGACCACGCAGACAGCAUCAGCAUUAUCAAUCGAAUGCUGUGCACCCAUAACCUUCCUUGUGUGCUGGUUCAGCUGAUGGACCACUGCCCCUGGAGUCGCUGCAGAGAAGGUAACGUGCAAAAGCACAUUGAUGGCAAGUGGCAGACGAUACCUGUAGAGGAUCAUUUAAAAAUGACCAAACUCGACGGUCAGGUCUGGCUUUCCCUUUACAAUCUGCUGCUAAAAGAAGAAUGCCAGAGAAAAUACGACUUCAACAGUUUCAACAAGAGCCAGCUUCUGAAGCUCAGAGGUUUCUUGACGGACGUCUUGAUUGAUCAGUUGCCAAAUCUGGUGGAUCUGCAGCGUUUCCUGGCUCAUCUUACUGUUUCAGAUCCAGCCCCUCCAAAAAAAGAACUGAUUUUGGAGCAGAUCCCAGAAAUGUGGAACCACAUUAUCAGUGAGAAUUCUGGAAAGUGGAAGGCAAUAGCAAAGUAUCAAGUCAAAGAAACAUUCAACCCAUCUGAAAGUGACUUGAGACAACAGGCCCAGAGGCUGGCCCAGACGUACAACUUGGAUGUGAUGGAGAGUUUACUUCCUGAGAAACCAAAAUGUGGAUCCUGUGGGAGAGAGGCCAAAAAGAGAUGCUCUCGCUGCCGAGGAGAGUGGUACUGUCACAGAGAGUGUCAAGUGAAGCACUGGCCAAAACACAAGAAAGCCUGCCAGCUCAUGACCGAGACCACCGAGAAGAUCGUCAGCUGAGGGAGACCAAACGGCUCUUUCUGUGGCUGAUGACAGAAAGAGAACAGUGUGUUUCCUUAGUAGGCCAACACAUUUAUACACAGACUCUUUUUUCUUUUAUCAUUAAAACUGUUGAUGCACCAUUCAAGAAUUUAGGAUGUUGUAAUCAAACUGCAAUAAAGUUUUAAACCUGUA
Messenger RNA from Oreochromis niloticus (Nile tilapia), 2031 nucleotides. It is a transcript of the gene zmynd10, whose product is annotated as zinc finger, MYND-type containing 10. The transcript is spliced from 12 exons. Lineage: Eukaryota; Metazoa; Chordata; Actinopteri; Cichliformes; Cichlidae. The record is from RefSeq and is a predicted model, not a curated record. Bases 421 to 1857 code for a protein of 478 amino acids. Gene Ontology annotation, biological process: inner dynein arm assembly; outer dynein arm assembly; motile cilium assembly. Gene Ontology annotation, cellular component: centriolar satellite; cytoplasm.